This is a messenger RNA of Malaclemys terrapin pileata, 1696 nucleotides long. It is a transcript of the gene ZNF362, whose product is annotated as zinc finger protein 362. The transcript has 9 exons. Lineage: Eukaryota; Metazoa; Chordata; Testudines; Emydidae. Gene Ontology annotation, cellular component: nucleus. The coding region runs from base 338 to 1681 and encodes 447 amino acids. Gene Ontology annotation, biological process: negative regulation of transcription by RNA polymerase II; central nervous system development. The record is from RefSeq and is a predicted model, not a curated record. Gene Ontology annotation, molecular function: RNA polymerase II cis-regulatory region sequence-specific DNA binding; DNA-binding transcription repressor activity, RNA polymerase II-specific.
ACUUUUAUUUGCUGCCUGUUUUGGAAAAGUGAAGGACAAUUUCUCAAAUGCCGGUUUGAGCUGCUCUGUUACUGUUGCUCUGUGACUGAUAGCAGAUGGGUCAACGAGAGGCCUCUUAAAAGUCACAUUUUGGGGAAGAGGCAAAAGUUUUUUAAAUCCUGAUUUAGAAGAUUGGAGGGGGGUGGAUGGAAUCUGGCCCAGCCCUACGGCUGGUUCUGCUUUUGUCCAAAUAUUCCUAAAUAGUUUAGUCCAUCCCUGUUCCUGGGAUAACUCCUCCGACUUCCAUGGAGCUACUACAGGGAGAAAUUUGGCCCUUUGUUUAUUUUCUCUAAAGAGAAUGCGGCAUUCCCACGGAUGUGUUAGUUUGGAGGCAGUAUCUGUUGCCCCAGAACAACACCUUGCGCGCAACAUCUGUGCUCUGCUAGCUCUGGAGAUGGACAGAUGUCAGGGGAAGCACCGACAGUACAUACAGAGGAUGGCGGAGCCUCGAUUUAACAACCCCUACUUCUGGCCGCCCCCUCCCACCAUGCCCAGCCAGCUGGACAACUUGGUUCUGAUCAAUAAAAUCAAGGAGCAGCUGAUGGCAGAGAAGAUCCGGCCCCCUCACCUGCCCCCCACCUCGGUGUCCUCCCAGCAGCCCCUGCUGGUGCCCCCCUCGCCUGCAGAGAGCAGCCAGUCCAUCAUGUCCCUCCCCAAACUGCAGCAGGUCCCAGGGCUGCACCCACAGGCCGUCCCCCAGCCUGACGUGGCCCUGCAUGCCCGGCCGGCCACCAGCACGGUCACAGGUCUGGGGCUGGCCUCCCGUGCCCCCGCAGUCAGCACCUCGGAAUCCAGCACUGGCACCAGCACCCCUUCCACCCCCACCUCCACCAGUCAGAGCAGACUCAUCGCCUCCUCGCCCACCCUCAUCUCAGGGAUCACCAGCCCCCCGCUCCUGGACUCCAUCAAGACAAUCCAGGGCCACAGCCUGCUGGGGGCGCCCAAGUCAGAGCGAGGGAGGAAGAAGAUCAAGGCGGAGAACCCGUCGGGGCCGCCCGUCCUCGUGGUGCCCUACCCCAUCCUGGCCUCGGGCGAGACGGCUAAAGAGGGCAAAACCUACAGGUGUAAAGUCUGCCCCCUGACCUUCUUCACCAAGUCGGAGAUGCAGAUCCACUCCAAGUCGCACACAGAGGCCAAACCCCACAAGUGCCCGCACUGCUCCAAAUCCUUCGCUAACGCCUCCUACUUGGCCCAGCACCUGCGCAUCCACCUGGGCGUGAAGCCGUAUCACUGCUCCUACUGUGAGAAAUCCUUCCGCCAGCUCUCCCAUCUCCAGCAGCACACCAGAAUUCACACUGGCGACAGACCCUACAAGUGCCCACACCCUGGCUGUGAAAAGGCUUUCACGCAGCUCUCCAACCUCCAGUCACACCAGCGACAGCACAACAAGGAUAAGCCCUACAAAUGUCCGAACUGCUACCGGGCGUACUCGGACUCGGCAUCGCUGCAGAUCCACCUCUCUGCACACGCCAUCAAACACGCCAAGGCCUACUGCUGCAGCAUGUGUGGGCGGGCCUACACCUCGGAGACGUAUUUGAUGAAGCACAUGUCCAAACACACCGUGGUGGAACACCUAGUGAGCCAGCACUCGCCACAAAGGACGGAGUCCCCCGGCAUCCCAGUGCGGAUCUCACUCAUCUAAUCUGGGGCUCCCUCG